AUGCAAUCCGGACGCCCCGCCACCGUGGCGUCUGUCACGCGUGUGGUGUCCGCAAGAAGGGCGUGGCCACCAACACUCCUCUCCGCCCUGCUGCUGCUGCUGCUGCUGCUGACGGUGGUGUGGGCUGCCCGGCCUGCGGAGGCGCAGGCUCCUUCCCCGUCGCCUGCUCCCCCGACGCCGUGGGCGGCGUACAGCUUCUUCAGCAGUCUCGCCUGCCCACCGUGUUCGCAGGGGCAAACCGAUGGCCCAAGCGGCGUCGGUACACUCUUCACCGCGGCCGGUGGCUCGCUCGGCCCCGAUGGCCAUUCGCUGCUGCUCUGCGACGUCGGCGGCGGGGGCUCUAGCGUGCGGAUUGUGAACCGCUCCGGCAUCUUCACCGUUGCCGGUAGUCGCACGGACCGUGGCAUGAGCAACGGGCCAGUGGCGCAGGCGCUCUUCAACACGCCCACUAGCGUGGUGUACGAGAACGGCGCGCUCUACGUGGCCGACAGCGCCAACAACGCCAUUCGGCGCGUGGCGGGGGGCAUGGUGAGCUCCUUUUUCUCGGCGGGGCUGCAGAAUCCGUCCUACAUCCUCCCCUACCGACGUCCGGUUGGCGCACACGACUUGUUCGUCUCCGACACCGGCCACUACCGCAUCAUUUUUACCCCGCUGCAGAACCACACCUUCUUCACGGAGUUCGUCACCGGGUUCCAGCCUGGCGUCCUGCAGAUCAGUGUGUCGCGUCGGCGCAUGUUUGCCAUUAGAAACGCCCUCAAAAUCGUGGCGAUUGACAUGGACGCCGCCAACGUCAGCGACAGCUCCUGGGACGUCGGCAACAGCAGCUGCACGGGCUACCUCAGCUCCCUCAUGCUCACGGCGGACGAGAGUGAGCUCUUCUACUACGGCAACCGGGACGGAACGGCGUACAUCUUCUCCGUCCCCGCCACGGCGUCGAAGGACAAGGCGCCAAGCCUCUGCCCGCAGGUGGUGAUGGAGUGGACCGGCGGCGCCGUCACCUCGCUCGUGCUUGUGAACCAGCACGAGUUUUACGUCGUGACCACCUCCGACGUCUACCUCGUGCGGGACGGCGCCUACACGCCGACGCCGACGCCGACGCCGCCGCAGACGCCCACCGUGACGCCGACGGCGCCGCUGUCGCCGACGAUCCCGCAGACGCCGACCCCGAGCAUCACCGUCUCGCCCUACCGCGGCGACGUCGUGGCCGCCUUCCCCGCCGCAAGUCUUCCGCUAGCCAACGAGCAUCUCAUGGCCGAGCUCUACGCGUGGAUGAUGAAGGAUGUGGGAAUUGCGUUUAACUCCACCGACUUCCUCGCCGUCUUUCCGCCGAAGGGGAAAUUUGACGUGCCCGGCGACGUGAACGUCUCCACCUGGACAAACCUGACGACGCAGCUCAACUUUGACGGCACCAUUGCGAUCACGGAGUACUACACACCGCACGGCAUGUCCUCCGAGGAGGGGCAGGACCGCCUCUUCGCCUCGCCGUGGUACUGGACGAGGAAGUUCCUGGAUUCCCUCAAGCAGGAGGCGCCGUGGACGCACCUAGAGGACUUCUGUGUGCUUAACUGCGUUGAGCAGUGCGCGACGAUGACCUUUGACAGGUCGCAGUGCCUAGACUACGUAAAGCCGCCGGCGUGCAACGACGUCUGUGUGGGGGCGGUGGUGUCCUCCGCGGUGCUCGGCGCCACGGGCGUUGCGUUGUUUGCCCUCAUGAUUGGAAGCCCGGCGAAUGCGCUGAGUGCCGUGCUGCUCGUGCCACCCGUGUAG
Trypanosoma conorhini is the source of this 1767-nucleotide messenger RNA. Its product is annotated as insect stage-specific antigen. The transcript has a single exon. The record is from RefSeq and is a predicted model, not a curated record. NCBI's taxonomy places the organism in Eukaryota, Euglenozoa, Kinetoplastea, Trypanosomatida, Trypanosomatidae. The coding region runs from base 1 to 1767 and encodes 588 amino acids.